AAAGUGAGCUCGUGGUGAAAGCUACAUAAUUUGCGGCUUCCCUCUUUAUCCUCUCUGACUUUUCUCCUCUUUUUCCUUCCACUCUCUCUCGUAUUACUUUGUUUAUCUUCCCCUUAUCCAGCUUUGGACUCGCAUGCGACGGCUUGGAAAAGUGCUAUCAACAAUGGCUUCGGACAUCGUCCGGGAUGGUGUUUUUGCCAUAAACAAGCCUUGCGGCAUCAGCUCUGCCCAGGUGAUACGAGAAUGCCAGCAAGCCUUCAACCCUUCCUCAUUCUUCAAACCGAUGAUCGACGCAGAGAUUGCCCGACGACUGAAAGAAGGCGGCCAGUUCCAUCGGCGCAGGGCUGAGAAGAAGGCUUCUCAGGUCAAGAUCGGCCAUGGAGGAACUUUGGAUCCCUUGGCGACGGGUGUAUUGAUUCUGGGCAUUGGAUCUGCCACAAAGCAGCUUCCUCAGUUCCUCGACUGCACCAAAACGUACGAGACCAUUGUCUUAUUCGGCGCGAGUACCGACACCUACGAUAGAGUCGGCCGGAUCUUGUUCAAGCGUCCAUAUGAUCACAUCACACGAGAGAUGGUGGAAAAGGAGCUGGAGGGGUUCAAGGGCAAGCAGAUCCAGAUCCCACCUCUGUACUCCGCGCUCAAAAUGAACGGCAAGCCUCUCUACGAAUAUGCGCGCGAAGGAAAGCCUAUACCCAGAGAGAUUGAAGGAAGAGAGGUCGAAGUGCUGGAAAUUGAGCUUGUGGAAUGGUACGAGCCUAAGAAGCACUCUCAUCGCUGGCCAACAGAGGAAGCAGAAGCCGCUGAGCGCAAUCUUGCCGAGCAGGCCUGGCGGGUCACGAAACAACAGGAGACUGCGCGGAAGCUCACGCCAGAGGAGAAGGAGCAGGAUGAUCAAGCAGUUGCGGCGCAUGAGAGUUUCAAGCGCAAGUUCGAGGAGCGACAAGACGAGCUCAUCAGAGAUGCGCCACGUAAGAAGCAGCGCCCUUCCAAGCACUCUGCCAUGAUGUCUGGCGCACUCGGCCAGCUGCCUCAGCCCAUCCACUCAAACAAGGGUAAAAAUCUUGUGCCUCCUUCGCCCGACGAGAGCACCCCUCCGCCGUGGAAUGACGAAGGUCCUCCUGCUGCUCGGAUUCGAUUAAAGGUGACAUCAGGCUUCUACGUGCGAAGCUUCUGCCAUGAUCUUGGCACCAAGCUGGGAUCGGCAGGCCUCAUGGCCGAGCUUGACCGUGUCCGCCAGAGUGAUUUCACCGUCGGCGGCACCAACUGUCUCGAGUACGAAGACCUGGCCAAGGGCGAGGAGGUUUGGGCACCCAAGGUCGCCGAUAUGCUGGCGCGAUGGAAUGGAGAGCCCGAGGGACAGUGGCCUGGCCCCCAGGCAGCUGAAUCACAGAAGAAGCCAGAAAAGAGAAGCCCAAGCCCAAGUGAUGGAGAGAAGCCUACACGACAAACCAAUGGCGCCAAACCUCCCACAAAGGCGGAUGAUGAGAAGUCCUGGAACGGAUUUGAUGACUGAAGUGGGAGAACAAAAAACAAAAGAAUACCAAAAAAAAAAGUCAUGAUGAUUAAUAUAUCAAAGCGGAUCAUCUCCUUCUUGUUGUUCAGGAGGGGAAUACGACAGCGUUGUCCCGGACAGUUGAUGAAACCAGGGACACAUGCCUAUGCGUACGCAAACCAAUGGCGUAGGGGCACGAAGGCAUUUUAUAUAGAAUCGCAAGCAAAUACUUUCACGAGUGUAGUCUCUUACACCAUGCUACCAUAAAGAUACAUCUCAGUUCUCAUGUGUCUCUAUCCAGUGAUUAGUCAAUGCCUGUUACAAACACCUUACUAUGCACUUCCCGGCCACUCCCCCCAAUCGUGCAAAUCCAAAAGCUGUGGUAUUAAAGUCAAAAGCCAGGGCAUGUUCCAUUCUUGCGCAUUGCCCAUUCGCCAACGAAAGAAGAGUAUAAG
This is a messenger RNA of Trichoderma atroviride IMI 206040, 1947 nucleotides long. The record is from RefSeq and is a predicted model, not a curated record. NCBI's taxonomy places the organism in Eukaryota, Fungi, Ascomycota, Sordariomycetes, Hypocreales, Hypocreaceae.